CCGGACGCGGUCGGCGCAGUGAAUGCAGACAGAAAAGCUUGCAGACGGCAGAGCGUAGCCUAUGGAAACGGGCAAAUAAAGACGAGAGGUAAAACGAUAAAACAGCGAAGCGGGAUGAAUGGGGUGCUAGUGAAAAGGAGAAAUGAGCCAACACUGCUUUGAACUGACAUAUGCGACAAAUUUCGAUGCUGGAUGGAUGUACACCGCGUUAGAACGAGCAUAUAACUGACAGAGCGCCGCAGAAUGAGCCUUCUUCCUGCGAUCAACCAGAUGCCAGGAGCCAUAGCAUCCUGACCUUAAGAUGGGUUGUAAGGCCAUUGAACUGCACUGAACUUCUGUAUAGUAAAAUGCUUUGGAUGGUGAAGCAGAAGAAAGGUUCUAGUUCUGUUGACCAGAGCAUCCUGGCACCAUGUUCUACGGUUCCUCUGCUGCCAGCAUGUCCCUGCCCUCCAAGAGCCGUCUGAAGCGACAGAGUCGCACCUUCACCCAGGUCCUGUACCGGACGCUGAGCUACCGUGACCGCCGCUCCAUCACAGACCUCCCGGACCAGAUGCAGGAUGAUCCCGCUGAGCUCUCUACUCAGACUUCUGCACCAGGAGUGUUGAAGAUCUUCGGAGAUGAAAUUUGUGCAGGUGCUAACUACAAGAGUGUUUUGGCUACACCUUAUUCCAGUGCACAGGAGCUUAUUAAGGAGGCACUGGAGCGCUAUUCGCUAAACAAGGCUUCUGCCAGCAGUUAUGUCCUGUGCGAUGUAAUCGGGCGAUUUGAGGGGUUGGAUCGGCGAUGGCAGACUGAAUGCUUGCGAGCAUUAGGUAACAAUGAGAAGCCCCUCCUACUGCAAGAUCUGUGGAAGCCGAAGGAAGGUUUUGCACGGCGAUUUGAGUUGAGGCGGAGAGCAGAGGUGGAAGAACUGGCAGCCAAAGAGAAAGACACAGUGACUGCAGAUAUAAAUGCUCAGGCGCGGAAGGUUCAGCGGAACCGGGCUAAGGGGGCAGCGACCCCGCGGCCCCGCCCACCCUUCUGCCGUAGCCUGAGCGAGACCAGCCUGAACCUGGUGGGCACGGCCGGGGAGGAGCCCAAGCGCUGCUACUCUACUCUUCCGGGGGCGGGGCCAGCAAGGGGGCGUUCCACACGUGAUGUUGAUGUGCGCAAGGAGCGGGACGGGGGUGGAGUUAAGCACUCCCUCUACCAAUCGCCCCAUCUACUCCUCCUUCAAGGCUACAACCGACAGGACUGCCUCGUGUACCUGCUAAACCGUGAGCAGCAUACUGUGGGACAGGAGACGGCGUCCACACGCCCAAACAUCUGCCUUUCAUCUCCAGACGUACUCCCACUCCACUGCCGCAUCCGCCGAGCUCUGCCCCGCCGCUCACCCCCCUCCUCCUCCUCCUCCUCCUCCUCUUCAUCUUCCCCUGAGCAGCGGCUGCUGCUGGAGCCAGUUGCCCACGGCAGUGUGUUGGUCAACUUCGCUCAUGUGGAACGCGCCACUCCGCUCCGGCACGGCGACUUGCUCUCCUUCGGCGCCCACUACAUCUUCCUGUACAAAGAUCCUCUGAGCGCCAAACCACUGCCCACAAAGACCCUCACCCGGCUGCGUGCCCUCGCUCGCCUCUGCGACAGCAAACCUGGGGUUGGGGCUGAUGUGUGCCAUGCGUGCGGUGCCCUCCUACGCGAGCCACAGGGCCUGCGGGCCAGCGCUAGGAUCCCGGCCCGGGCUGCCCCCAAGAGGAAGCUGGUUCUGGAGUUUGAGCGGGCUCACGAGGAUGCACUGGUGAAUCGGGUGCUGACGCUGAUCGAGCCGAGUGGCGACGACCACAAGCUGACACCAGCGUACCUUCUGUGUCUCUGCAUCCAGCACUCGGCCAGCGUGUUCCCACCUGGCUGCUUCGGGAAACUGCUGCUGAAAAUUGCCAAGAGGAUUCAGACUAUAGCAUGGGAGAAGACAAAGGAAUUGGCACAGAAGCAAACUCAGCACCAGGACCCUGCCUCCCUGUCUCUGCUCACCAUCUCUGACCUUGUGCCGGAUCUUCAGUUCAUUUUCUUCUGGAUGUCAAAUGCUAUUGAGAUCCUGUACUUCAUCCAGCAAAAAUCUCCUACAUAUAUGCAGAAUAUAGAACUGAUGGACAACAAAGCUGGAUCAAAGGAAUCUCUUCUCUCUGCAACAAUAUCGGCCAAUGAAGAAGCGAUGACCAUUCUGGAGGAGGUGAUCAUGUACACCUUUCAACAGUGUGUCUACUACAUCACUAAGUCCCUGUAUGUGGUCCUGCCAGCGCUGCUCGACUGCAACCCACUCGGGCCGAGUUCUUCGUCGGAGACACCGGAGGUGUUGGCGUGCCGAAGGGCAGCGGGCUCGUGCGCCUGCAGCGUGUGUGCGAUGCCUGGGGCAGUGCGCCGUGUGGUGAGCGUCCUGCAGACCACCGCCGACCUGCUGCAUCAGUGCCACGUCCACGCCGAGGUCCAGAGCCAGAUGUUUGCCUACCUGUUCUUCUUCAUCAACGUCUCCCUCUUCAACCUUCUCAUCGACAAAGGCCCUGCGAGAGGCUGGUUCCAGCGCUCUCGCGUGCUGCAGAUCCAGGCAUGUGUGCGGAUGCUCUUGGACUGGGCCAAAGGAGCAGGGCGUGGUCAGCUCGCCCAGACGUUCUUUGCUAAACUGUGCAGCGCCAUCACCAUCCUCACCACGCCUGCCUCACAGCUUUCCCAGAUGAGUUGGAUGACAUUGUGUGCAGAACACCCAUCUCUGAAACCAGUCCAACUGCAUAGAAUUCUCACACAGUACCAGCUGACUGUUGAGGUGGGACCUCUCCCUAUCUGGCAACCCAGCACUGAAGAUGAAGCCUUCAUCUAUAGAACAGUCGAUCUUCUGGAGACCUUUGAGAACCACCCACCCAUCAUGCUUCCCAGUGCGGGCUUUAAAGUAGACCUGGAGAGUGAGUGUGUAGAGGACAGCAUCUACCGACAACUGCUCUACAUCAGGCACUUCCUGUGGGGCCUCCGCACCAAGACACACCCGGCUAAUGGCAACACAGACAGACAGGAAGUCCAGCGGGAGCCAGCCCAGGCACAGUGCAUCCCACGGCCCGGCACCCAUCAGCGCGGGGAGGGGGAGGGUGAGGUGCGAGUCCCGGUGGGCGGCCGUGGGGAUGGGGCUGGAGCAGAGGAGCGCCCACGAGAACGCCCGCCACCCGGUGUGGGUCCACGGCAUGCCAGCCAGCCCCAUGCGCCGGACUCAUCCAGCCUGUUGACGCCCCCCAACACACCCCUCUACCCCGAGCUGUUGCACCCACGAGCGCCUGGUCCAGCGAAUGGGUGCGUGCGCUCCACGCCCGAACAUAAGAGGAUCAAUGGCUUCAUUGCUAAUGGCCUUGAAGGUCCUCUGAGCGGCUGUGGAUUCUCUUUUCAUGGGCCUUUGUCCCAAACCCUGGGCCCCAACUCUGAUUCUGUAUGUUCCGUCUUUCUAGUGGACCUGGACAAAGGACCUUAUGGCCUGGGCAUGGGACUUAUUGACGGACUUCACACCCCUCUGAACUCGCCUGGAAUUUACAUCCGCACGCUGAUUCCCGAUGGCCCGGCUGCUUCGGAUGGCCGUCUGCACAUCGGAGACCGAAUCCUUGCCGUGAACGGAACGAGUCUCAUCGGAGCUGAUUACCAGAGUGCUGUGGAUUUGAUCAGACUGGGUGGGGGGCGGCUCCGCUUCCUCGUUGCCAAGUCUGAUCCCGAUGUGUCGGAGAAGAUCAGCGCCUCUUCUUGCUGAGAAUAAAGAGAGGAGGGCUGCAGGUCUGAUCCCCAGACCCCAGGUUGAAACAGACUAGCUCCACCCUCAAGAUGCGUGAGUCAAGCUCCACCCCCAGGCCUUAGAAGUUGACCUUUGCUCCAAGGCCAAGCUCCAGCACUUAUGAGUCUAGCUCCACCCCCAGGCUGAAACAGUUGAGCUCAACCCCCAGGCCUUAGGAGUUAAGCUCCACCCCUGGGGCAUAUGAGUCAAAUUCCAUCCCCAGGACGUACGUGUCUAACUCCACCCCCAGGCCGGACAAAUCGAGUUCCACUCCCAGGCUAUACGAUUCAAGCUCGACCGCCAGGUUGAAUGAGACGAGUUCCACCACCAGGCCUUACGAGUCAAGUUCCACCCCAGGCCUUACGAGUCGAGUUCCACCCCCAGGGCAUACGAGUCAAGCUUCACACCAAGGGUGAAUGAGCCAAGCUCCACCCCAUCUAAACAAGUGGAGUGCCACCCUCACAGCAUAUGAUUCAAGCUCCACCCCCAAGUUGUUCAUGUUGAGUUCCAUCCCCAAGCCUUACAUAAUGAGCUCCACCCCUUGGUUGAACAAAUUAAGCUCUAUCCCCAGGCUUUACAAGCCAAGCUCCACCCCCAGGCUUUAUAAACCAAGCUCCAUCCUCAGGUUGCAUGAGCCCAGCUGCACCCCCUGGCUAUACAAGUCCCUGGGCCAAAAAAGUGGCGCUCCACUGUCCUUCUCCUGGAGAGAGAAGGAGAACAAGCACAGCACUGGACACUCAGUGUCUUCUCUUCUUAACCUCAUAUUGCACUCAGAGUAGGCCAAAAGCACAGCAUGACUGAUGCUCAGAGAUUCAGAGCAGCCUUUUCUCCCUCACCUCCUCUAGAUCCAGGGUCAGAAAAGAGAUUUGAAAGCAUUUCUAAAGAGAUACAAUUUUGGACUCGUAUUGCCUCAUGCAGGUUGACAGUAAAAGAAUGUUAGUCAAACAUAAAGAGAAAAAGAGUCCUAAUUUAUCCCAAAUAAAAAGAACAAACAGGUGUUUGCAAUUGCCUUGCGAAAAGACACAAUGUAUCCUGUUUACAGGUAUGUAGGCAAUGGUCAUAAGGUCUGAUUCCAAAAGCAAGCACUGAAGACUGAUUCUGUACCUCACUUGGUCGAGCAAGUAUUGCAAGGUGCUAGUGAUACCAAGGUCAUGGGUUCAGUUCCCAGGGAGCCCUCAUGCUGUUGUGUAAGUUGCUCUGCAUAGGGUGGCCUGCCAAAUGCUGACAAUGUUAAUGAAGAACCUGGUGCUGGCAUUUUUCAACACCUCAGGAGAACAAUUUGGACUCAGACUGCUUCAUUAACCACCCUUCACAUUAAUUUUUAACAUUGAAAGUCAAAGUGCUAGCCUAGCAAUGAUAACACAAAGGACUCUACUAACUGAGUCAUUAGAAGGUGUUAGUCAUUAAGAGAUGAGAACAAUUAACACUGGUGCAUGUUAAACCUUGAAUUAUGUACGUUGCAUUACAGCAUUAAAAAUGAAGUAAACAGGAUAUUCAGAAAAUGAGCUAUGGAAGAGAGCAGUGAUUCUCCAGAAUGAGAACAACUGAACAGAACCUUUCCAUGCAACAGAAACAUUAUUCAAAGCAAACAUUUUUUAGUGUGAUUUAGACAGGAAAAAAUGGCGAGGUGCUCCUAUUGGUUGAGCUAGACAGCUGAGUGGGAUGUUAAUAAUCAUGUAGAGUCUUUUAAUUUCAGAUUUCUCAAGCAGCUAAAAAACGUAGUUGUAAUAGAUUGAUGAAUAAGUAACAACUUUAAAAUUUUGUAUUAGUUAUAGAUGAAAUUAUGAAAAACAGUUCUUGGUAAUGGACUUGGACCUCUGGAUCCUACAAUAUCUACUCUCUAUAUAUCUAUAAUAGCUAACUGUAACUUACUAACCGACAGAAUAAGUACAUAAAAUGGACUGAAAUAUCUUUCUUUUUAACGUCAUCACAAAGCAGUCACACUGGUUCAACUAUCAGUCUUUUCCCAAUCCAUAGCCUCCACACACUUCCUGUUUCUACUCUUUAUAUAAGUAAUAUGGUACAAAAGUACUAAAGUACAUAUAAAAUAAAAAUACUAAAUUCCCCUUCUUAAGCAAUAUUCAGAUUUCAUUUUUCUUUCAGAAACCUAUUCAGAAAAUCCCAAAGCAUCUCUAUGGCUGACUCAGGAGCAGUCCUGUCUUUACCAACAGAAUGCCUGAAUACCUUCGGCCAUUGUCGAGGUUGGGUAUUGUUAGAACACCUCUGCUGCUAAAGUAGUGGAAAGUAGCCCGAGAGCAAAAGUGAUCACUGAUCAACUCUCUCAUCUUAUUCAUACCUGCUUAUACUUGACAUGGAAUGAGUGUUAAUGUGAUAUGCAAAUAUCGAGAUAGUUGACAUUUUAAUUUUUGCUUAUAUGUGAAAAUAAACCUGCACAAGAUUUAUGACAUAUAAGAAUUACAUGUAUUA
This is a messenger RNA of Electrophorus electricus (electric eel), 6199 nucleotides long. It is a transcript of the gene radil, whose product is annotated as Ras association and DIL domains. NCBI's taxonomy places the organism in Eukaryota, Metazoa, Chordata, Actinopteri, Gymnotiformes, Gymnotidae. Gene Ontology annotation, cellular component: microtubule. Gene Ontology annotation, molecular function: GTPase binding. Gene Ontology annotation, biological process: substrate adhesion-dependent cell spreading; signal transduction; neural crest cell migration. The record is from RefSeq and is a predicted model, not a curated record.